CGCAGUUCUAUGAUUCGAGCACGGUAUGCUCCUCGAAACUGUUAAAUUUCUACCUAGCUUAUCAAUUCUACUCCAUCUCGAGUCAUCUUUGAGUCAUUUUCCGUCAGCAUAUUAUCCCGGCAGAUCUCCUGACCGCAAAACUAUGAAGAAUUCGAGAAAGUGCGUUCAAAAGACUGGAGGCACUGGAGUAAGAAAACUGUCAAAGAAAACUACUACGUCUAUUCACAAAGCACAUGGAUGCGGUGUAAAUUUGUUGGAUGAAAAAGUUCACCGCUUACCUUUCAAGGAAGCUGGGGGAAUGGGCCAGGAGAUUUCUGCCAAAGAUACGUUUCUUAUGGAAAAGAGAAAAGCUCUCGACCUUUAUCCUGAAGAAAAAAGUAUUUCUUCUGGAAAGAUGAAGUUACAACUUUUUCCGAUAAAUAAAGGCACACAAAUAGGAUUGGAAAAGGGUGGACAUAAUCCUUAUUUGGAACUCACUCUUGGAGGUCAAAAGAAAAUUUCUUCAGUGCUGAAACACCUUAAAAAGAAAUGGGGAAGUUCAACAAUAGCUACAGGGGAGCCCAUGCUCUUUCCAUACUCUAAAAAGGAAAACCUGUCUACCAGUAGAAGAUGGACAUUGGAUGAUAGUGAUAUAACAGCAGCAGCAGUCUAUGCUGCCAUUGGAAGCCCUGCCAUUUUUCGUUUGAGGUAUGGUUGGUUCUCUACCAAUGACUUGAGAUCUAUGGCUGAGGCUUCGGUAUCAUUGUCUCUCGAGGCUGGCUUACUGUCUAAAUGUACACAUCGAGGUGGAAUUGCUCAUUCCAAGACUUUGAAUGAUGACCACAAUGAGGUAAAUAUAGUGCACAAAGCAACUGAUAUGGGUGAUGCAACAAAUGCAGUUGGGGCUCAGAAAAUGACCACUGUAUCAGGUUUAUCGCUGGAUAAUGAGCCAAUAAGUAGUGUGCCUGAACAACCGUCAUUACUCUGGGUUGAUGGUCUACCGAAUAUAAGCAUUGGAGGACUGCUUUCUGAAGCAUCCUUGCAGGGAAAGUCAAGCGUCUUAGAUUCGAAAUUAAAUGGAAGCAUUGCAGGCAUGCAACCAAGUCAAAUAAUCUCUGAUUCAUUGGAUGCUUUUAUUAUUUCCCAGAACGGUCAUCCUAAGGUAUCUACUGAAGAGUUACGCCCAUCUAUAUUGGAUGCUGAAGAAACGUGUCAUGCAUUUCCUCUUCGAAAGUUCUCUUCCCCAGGAACUCAUGCACAGUCUUCAACUGGAAAGGCUUGUUCUGGACCUGGCAGCCUGGAUAUUUCUAACUCACUCAAAUUGCCAGAUGCAGAAAAGGUUAAUAAUCAAGAUGGAUUGCCUCGAGAUUUGGCCUCCGAAAGGAAUGAGACAGAUUUGCUGCUUCUUUCUCGUGCAUACGAUGAAGAAAGAAGUCUUGGAUUAGGAGGCAUCAAUUGGUGCGACUCUUUGGGGCCGUUUGAUCUUGGAAUGCCAGCUCAGAAGUUUACUGGAGGAGACAGUGUUGGCAUCGGUGGAUUUGUUAGAUAGUGGCAUGGACGCAUAUGUUGGACGAUUAGCUUCACCACCUUGAAGAAGAUUGAUGCACAUUGAAGGAAAUGUACGUGAUAUAAACAGAAUCUGUAAAGACAAGGGGCCUGAUAUCAUUAUAGCAUAAAGAAUUAUAAUAGCCACAGCGAGUUAUCAGGUGACAAAUCAGAGCCCUUGAGAGUCUACUGUUUCGUUGUGAUUGCUUAUCUUCGCUUUGAUCCUAUAUUCUUUAAACAGAAGUCAACUUUUUUUUUUUUGGGUCAAUUGAACCGUAGUCAACUUCUUAGGAACUUACUUGUAAAUGUCGUAAUAAUUUAUUUUUUUAUACUUAUUAGCGAUGGUAUUGAUAUUGAACUUCUCAUCUAUUAACUAAACCAUCA
Molecule: messenger RNA, 1908 nt
Organism: Prosopis cineraria
Lineage: Eukaryota; Viridiplantae; Streptophyta; Magnoliopsida; Fabales; Fabaceae
Product: TSL-kinase interacting protein 1
Exons: 8
Coding region: 26-1528 (500 amino acids)
Biological process (GO): pattern specification process
Cellular component (GO): nucleus
Molecular function (GO): chromatin binding
Source: RefSeq, a predicted model, not a curated record